Messenger RNA from Phytophthora sojae, 2508 nucleotides. RefSeq lists its product as hypothetical. Bases 1 to 2508 code for a protein of 835 amino acids. NCBI's taxonomy places the organism in Eukaryota, Oomycota, Peronosporomycetes, Peronosporales, Peronosporaceae. The transcript is spliced from 2 exons. The record is from RefSeq and is a predicted model, not a curated record.
AUGACGCCCAAUGAAGAAUUGCAGACUAGCUCGGUCACUGAGACGGACUGGACGAGCGAGACUGAAGAACAUGUGGAUGGGAAGUCCUCUUCGGAGUACACCUUGAACAUUGGCAUCCACCGCUCUCGCGUUGUGAUUAUCUCCGUGAUGUUGGGUGUUGUACUUGUGUGCGUGAUGCUUCCUUUUCGUGGCGACGGGGUGCGAGUGGGCAAGUUUCGUUCGAUCGAUAUGGAUGCAGCGGAGCAGAAGCGAAUGCUGGACAAGUACAACUCAAUCUCCGGUACUCUGAGCGCUCUGCUGAUGAAGCCACUUGAUGUGUUCCUGACCAUGGUAGUGUCCAUGGUGGUCGUUUCGCUAAACGUACAAGUGGUCUCCGGGCGCACUCAUGCGCGCAUUACGUCGGCGGACCUUACCAAUGACGAUUACGAAGGCCUACGCAGAUUCAACGACCAGGAUCUGGAUGCCAACAAGUUUUUGAUGACGACAAGGAACACCAGCUUCCGUGAAGACACGCCUGGUAACAGCGUGCUCAACACGAUUUUGCGCAACUUCUUUCUGGGAAUGGAGGAGGUUCCAGCUUGGUGCCCCAAUACUAACAGCUUGUACUCAAAUCCGUUCAAGAAAAUUUUCGCUUACUACGGGGUUCCUUCACGAUCGUGGCAGCAGCGCCUUCUUACCAAAGCAGUGGAGCCAACAGGUACUUUAAGCAUGCCGAUGAAUGCUGCUGCUUCAGACCUUCCACUGGACGAGGGGCUUCCGAUGAGUGUAGGCAACGCCACCAACCUUGCCGCGUACGCACUGGUAAUGGGCAACGAGGUUUUGGGGUGGUGGAGCAUGGAAACGACAUUCUGGAAGGGGUUUGCUUCGGAUUCUACUGACCCUCCAAGCAAUCCUGUGGUCUUGGCAGACUACUUAAACUUGACUACGGGGGCAUCCGCGAAUGCGACGUUUGUAAGUACCAUGCAUGGGGUUAUUGUCGACUACUUCACGAGAGCAGACAAUGCUAGCACCUCAGAUGAACUGGCCAAGCUGGAGUUUUCGCAUGUCGACCUGUCCGACACUGUGGUGUUCGAUUCUCUCACGAUCGAGAUCCCGACGCAAAAGCUUGGAGAACAAGAGGAUAGUUCGUCAAGCUCGAAUCCGUUUUACCAACUCGUGACAGAGGAGACGUGCAAUACGCAGGCGUGCCUCGUUUCUGAUAUCCAAGAAUUCAUGUACACGAUUACGAAUUUUACGAAUUCUACGUUGAAUGACAGCACACCUGUUGAAGAAUCAGUAGAGGCGGCGAUCUACCCACGCAUUCAGGCUGUCUCGAUUUGUCUGAAUGAAGCCGGUAAAGAAGAAUUGACUAUCGACCCCAAGUAUCAGCUCGAAGGAUUUGACGGAAUGCUACAAGCUUGUAAGCAGCGCUCAAACACGUCCAUGAUUAUCAUCAGCCUUGGUAAGCGGGUGGAAGGGGACUCACUUUUAAAAAGUACUCGCACAGACUCGGAGGAUUAUCUCGUAUCGAGCGACAUGGUAAAUGCUCGCAUGGUGUACUCUCUCACAGUGGGGCGUCUUUCAUGGAUACCAGAGGACCUCUCUGACGUAUAUGGUGCGGAGUACGCUAGUGACGACGGCUGCUCUGCUAUCCGAUUUCCACUUGAGCAAGGCGAUGAUUCAAUCGGUAGUGAUAUCCUGCUGGUCGGGAACAGUAAUAUCCCCAUGGAUUUACUUAGCCCAAUUGAUAUUAAUACAGACUGGCGUCUUGUGUCGUCGACACAGUGGAAAGUAUUGGCAGCGACAGUUGACGUGGGGGAAUUAGCCAACGAGCUCAAACCUGCGCAGAUUAUUCUGCCUCGCAAUUUCAAGAAGACCGACUCGUAUCUCACCACCUUGCAGGACUACGGAGGUGAUUUUUGUAAAAGUGAGGUCGACAGGUAUUUGAACCACAUCGAGAAGAACCACCUGUACAUCGAGCACACGCUUCAACCAGCGUACACAGCAGGGCUCUACUUUCUUUUGCAGAACGCUGUGGUACUUAAACAAAACACGUCCGACGCAGCUCCACCCUUUUCGGGGAACUACCAAGAAAUGAACAUCCAAGCAUCUAUCCCGAGGGCAUGCAUGACAGUCACGAUCGUCGGCUCAAUCUUCAUGAUGCUGGGCGGUAUCAUUAUAGGUUUACGUGGGAAACAUGGCGAGGCAGCGUUGCGUGACCACGGCACAGCAGGGACUGCCGUGGAGGCCAUUGCAAACCGAGACAAGUUCCCACCAAGUAUGCUGCGCUUACAGCUUCAAGAUGCUUCGACUGGCGAGCUUGUUGAUGUACUGUUGGAUUCUCUUUACGUGGAGAAUGUCGUCCUUGCGAACAAGAAAAAUAAAACCCAGCAAAUUGUUGUCGUUGGAAAUUGGAUUUCUCGCCUUGGCUUUAGUCCAUACCAACCAAGGACUACUACCAAGAAGGAAUCCUGCGACGAUGCGGCAUCUGAAUCUACAGACAACACGAGCUCCGCUGAUAUUGCGUGA